GAUGCAUCUUCUGACUACCACGAGUAUGUUCAUCAGCCUUCCUAACGAUUGCUGGUAUCAGGUACUGGGUCCGCCAAUACAUGAACUCAUUGUUCGAGGCUUGCCUAUUGCACCAUCCAAGCCACUGAACAAUUCUUCCUCGAACAUGGAACCAGAAGCCGGGCCAUCGACCAUCCUCAAUGGAAAGAAGCGACGUUCUCCAACGGAUAUACAGCUCGUCCGAGCUCGCAUUUUCUACGCCAAACCUUCAAGGGCCCCGGAUGGCAAGAUCAGAGCAGGCCUGCCUCGGUUCCAUGUUCUCAACGACUUACGGCACGAUCAUCGAUCUGAAAACGCUGCUCGACACGCGUUGAAAUACAUAUUCCCAUCCGAGUAUGGUCUUCACAACGUAUUCACUUCCCCAUUGGACCGCUUGAAUCCUGCAUUUGCGUUCAAAGACUACACGGACCGCAACGAUGAGAUUGUGGCACACGGGAAAAUGAAGACGCCAAAGCGACUGAAGCAAGCGAUGCCGCUGUCUAGCAAGCUGCUUGCAUUACAUUGCCAAACGAGCUAUAAGCGCCUGUGUGAUACGGCAUGCCCAAGUAAAGUCCUGAAUAACAAGGCAGAUCUGAGCGACGCCAGCGUCAUUCUAGAUAUCAUGUCCGAAAUCUCUCAACC
Messenger RNA from Dacryopinax primogenitus, 660 nucleotides. RefSeq lists its product as uncharacterized. Gene Ontology annotation, biological process: telomere maintenance via telomerase. The record is from RefSeq and is a predicted model, not a curated record. Gene Ontology annotation, cellular component: telomerase catalytic core complex. Gene Ontology annotation, molecular function: telomerase RNA binding; telomeric repeat DNA binding. Lineage: Eukaryota; Fungi; Basidiomycota; Dacrymycetes; Dacrymycetales; Dacrymycetaceae. The annotation marks the transcript as partial. The transcript is spliced from 5 exons.